Molecule: messenger RNA, 1038 nt
Organism: Choloepus didactylus (southern two-toed sloth)
Lineage: Eukaryota; Metazoa; Chordata; Mammalia; Pilosa; Megalonychidae
Gene: PPP1R17
Product: protein phosphatase 1 regulatory subunit 17
Exons: 5
Coding region: 483-950 (155 amino acids)
Biological process (GO): regulation of phosphatase activity
Molecular function (GO): protein phosphatase inhibitor activity
Source: RefSeq, a predicted model, not a curated record
ACUUAAAGUCAAACAGAUCUGAGGAUCAAAAUUUGCUGUGGCAUUUCUUGGGCAAGUCACUUAAUCUCUCCAUGCCUCAGUUUCCAUAUUUGCAAAGAUGGGCUAAAACACUAAUUCAUGGGGUUGUUAUGGAAAAAAACAGAUGUGGCUCCUUUGUCUGGAUUUUUCUGACAUGCACUCUAGGUACUCAAUGCACAAGUCUGUGUAUUGCAUUUUUCUAAUGGACGCAUAUCACAGUGGAGAGCAGUGGUGGUGAGUUUGUCCUCUUUCCUUCUCCAUCCCCCUUGCCCUGGAGCUGGAGAAACAGAGCAUCGCCAUGGCAACAUCAGCAGCUGUUCCCCAGAUAAGAGGAGCUGAAGCCGAGCAGAGCAGCCACAGCAGCCGAGGAGACUAGCAAGCACGCCUCCCCAUCUCUUGCCUUCUCAUCCCAGUACCUGCACAGAUUGUGCUUGAGAAGAAAUACACACACCUGCCCUCCUUUGAUGAUGUCCACUGAGCAAAUGCAGCCACUGGAGCUCUCAGAAGACAGACUGGACAAGCUAGACCCUCGUUGCAGCCAUUUAGAUGAUCUUUCAGACCAGUUCAUUAAUGAUUGCAAUCUCAAAAAGAAGACAAGAAAGGGGAAGAAUGUCCAGGCUACCCAGAAUGUUGAGUCAGAUCAAAAAAAGCCAAGGAGGAAGGACACACCAGCACUGCACAUCCCUCCUUUUAUACCAGGUGUGCUUUCAGAACACUUACUUAAAAGAUGUGAUAUCCAAGAGAGACAGCCAAAGGGCAAAAUGAAUUCAGCUCUUCAUAAUGUUGACCUGGACCAGAAAAAGCCCAGGAGAAAAGACACACCUGCUCUACACAUGCCCCCCUUUGCAGCAGGUGUGAGACUGCUCAGGGACGAGAGAUCCAAAGUGAUCAUGGAAGAUGACGAAAAGGAUGCUGACAAGAUAGCUAUUUAAAGAUAUUUCCCCUGAGACCACUUGUAAAUAGGUUAGGUUGGUUCCCUAUGGUGACCUGGAAAAAAAAAUAGACUUGUUUCUGCUCUCA